Messenger RNA from Tetrahymena thermophila SB210, 621 nucleotides. RefSeq lists its product as hypothetical. The transcript has 3 exons. Lineage: Eukaryota; Ciliophora; Oligohymenophorea; Hymenostomatida; Tetrahymenidae. The record is from RefSeq and is a predicted model, not a curated record.
AUGAAACAAUUAAUCAAUAAAUUGAAUGAGAGUUCAAUAAAAUUAAAUAUUGCUUAUCAAAAAAAUAUAAACAAAAUAAAUUUAAAAAGAUAAUUAAUUUUAAGGAUAAUUAAAUAAACUCCUAGUGAAUUAGAUUAAGUUUUUUGGAAUUAAUAAAGUACUACUUAUUUAUACUAAUAGAGACUUAAAAUACUGAAAAGCAGUAAUCCACCUUCUCACUAAAGGUGUAACAACUAAAGAAUAUCUAAUAUUAAUCAGAACCUAAUAAUUCUACGAUAGUAAAAACAAAAAAACUUAAUCUUCAAGUAAAAAUUGUUUUUCUAAACGAAUAGUCCCAAUAACACUAGCUAAUACAUCAAAUCAAAGGAUCACUCUAAAAAUCUGACUGGCUACAAACAAAAAACAAAGUACUAACACAUCAUUAAAAGAAAGCAAUUUAAAAAAGACUUAUAAUAGCCUACUCUCUGUAUAAUAGUUAUUAAAGACAGCUAAUAAGUUAGUUAAUUAGUUAGAAGAUAUUUACAAAAUUAAAUAGCAAAUAAAAAAAGCAACUUUUUAAAAAGCGUUUAUUUAAAAUAAAACAAAUAACUCAAACUCUUAAAAAAACAAUUUAGUUAUUGA